GUUGCACUCUUCCCUAGAGACUUGCAAAAAUUCUGGUGGCCUGGCAAGAGCUCAGGUCCAUGGUGCAGCAGAACAGAUUAGAAGUCCAGGGCUAAAAUACAGCACAGGGUGCCGGACACAUGAGGGCCAAGCUGUGGUUCUGUCACUGAUUCAAUGUAAGACCUUUUGCCAGGCCACCAUCUCCCUUUUCUAAUGUGGAAAAUGGGGGCACCUUCCCCUUCCUCUGAUGGAGGUCAGUGAGCUCAUGUGAAGCAUUUGGAAAUGCUAGAAGGUCCAGUGCUGCUGAAAUUCAGUCUGGUUGAUUAUUGUAACUGUUACAAAAGUCUCCAAGAAGUCCUGUGUAUGUGGUGAGAACUUCUGGGCACAGGUGUUUCAUGAGACAUGAGCCUUUUACCCUCCUCCUUGUUUGUUUUUUUCAAUCAGCAAGGAUGACCUUGAUCUCUGCCGUGUUUCUUCUGGUUCCCAUGGAGACCACAGCUCAUAGAUAGAGGGAGGGUUGUUCCCUAGCAACCAUUACUGCACUUCAGCCUUCGUCCCACCUCCAUACCUGGACUUCAGCAGGACCUACCUGCUUGUAUGAAUCACUGUGGCAUCACAUCAGGGAUCGUGGACCAGGUGAAAGAGGUAGUUAUGGAAGAGGCUUUCCCUCUUGUUAAAUCCUGGAUCUUUUCUCCCCUUUUUUUUUUUUUUUUUUUUUUAAACGAUAUAAAAAAAUCCAAUUUCAUGGUGACACCCAUGGGACUUCUCAGGUCUGGGAAGACACUGAAAUCUCAUAUUUUGGAGGCCCAACAAGAUGUGGAAGGCAUAUGAGACCUUUCUUGACCACAUCUCAUGGCUGGUGAGAAUGGCAUACCAGUUUCUACACCUGUCUGAGGAGGUUAAUUUUCUGCCUGGGAAAGCCAGCUCCCUCUUUCCUCCAUGGCUGUACGUCAGGAAAGUCGGAGUGCUAGGCUAUGCUAAACAUACUUUUUGGGUGGUUUUACAUCCAGAACGAAAGAUCAAGUUUAAUAAUUUUUAGCUCUUUGAUCAAGACGUAUCUUUUCUGGUAUGUCAUCUGUUGUCCCUCACAGAAUUGGCUUAGCAAAGGAGUAAGGAGACAUAGUUCUGUGGCCUCUGUUAUCCAGGGCAAUAGUCAAAUGGCCUUAAAGUCCUUCUUGGCAUCAAGAUGUAGGAGCCUCCGAGUGGUGCUUUGACUUUGGACCUUCAGACUCAGAAGUAAAAUGAACAAUAAGCAAUAACAUCAUAUACAUUAACAAACUAGAAAGCAGGAACAGUUGCAGGCUUCAUCGUCGUUUUGCCCAAGAGGAACUGGAGAAAUGAAAGUUAUCAAUGAAUGGGAUUUGGGAAAUGAGCACAUUGCCUCAUUACACAGAAAUUCUGCUUUGUGGGAAGAAAUGGGAGAGGAGAAAUUUCUACAACAGCAGACUGGGAAGUUGUUUCCACUGAAUAUAGUACUAAUAGCAAACAUACAUGUUUUUGUUUUAAGUAGGAGGUGGGAGUUAACAACACAGGAGUUUAUUUAGCAACGCAGAUUCCUGCACUUUGAUCAUGUGUAAAUGUUUGGCUCUUCUUUAAAAAGAAUGAAAAAUGGAAUGGUAUGGAAAAGCAGCAGAUUGUGCCCUGUGAGUCAGGACUGGCUUCCACUCUUCAUCUCUUGUGGCCCUGUUCUUUUUGUGGGAGAGGUUCUGUCUCUUAAUACAUUUGCAGAGCUGACUCCUGGAGUCUGACUGAUACAGUUACUUCAGCCUCAGGAUCCCAUUAUUGUACCAAGCAUGCUGCUGCAAAGUGCUGACACAGUGUAAAACACAAGCUGCUGGUUCAAGUCAGCCCUGGUGAGUUCACUUUGAAGCAGUAGGUUUCCUGCCCCAUCAGCUGGUGUCUUCAUUCUAAUAACUAACCUCAAGAGCCAAAGGGGUUGCUAAAGGUUCUGAUUUCCCCUAUACCUGACAUGGGAGAAGGUGACUCUGUGCUGACCAACAGUACUUCAGUGGAACCCGAGGAAGGGAAAAAGGAGCAUCUUCCGGAAGACUUAUGUCUCAGCAUGCAGACAACACCCCAAAGGAGCUCCAGCAGAGCCUCCUGGGAGAUCUCUGAGGACCCAGUGGCUCAGGGGACAACAAAUAAUUCCACACCUAUUAAAUCCCAAGCAUCUCCUUCCCCAAAGUGUGUUCAGACUAAAAAACCGAACAAACAGAGUCUCCAGGCCAAAACUACGCCCACGCAGAGUCUUCAUUCAAGGAGACCUGAAAAGGAAAAAAAAGAUACUUCUGCUGGCAAAGACCCAAUAGUGGGGCAUGAGCCAAGAGGGAAGAACAGCACUUACCACCUGUCUGCAAUAUCCAGGCAGAAGGAAGCAGAAGACACCAAAUUUGUCUCAAAUGCCAAAGAACGAGUAGCAGGCCAGCACCAGACACUGCGGUCUGGAGGGUCUGGAUCUACCCGGAAGACCAUCAAAACCAGCUACAAAAAAGCUGCGGAGACCUGCAGCAGAUUAAGUGGCAAGGAGUCUUUGUCCUCAUUAGGGACAGAUAGGAAAGCAGAAUGGAAGCUUCUGGAGAAGAGAAACAGCUUGAUCCAUGCUAACAAGAAAUACAAAUUUGCUAGUGGAGGUGAACUUAGCAGCAAUGAAGAGGAACGGCGAGCUCAGUGCAGGGCAGCAUUAAUCAUGGGCCAGAAGAGACUCGGAGACCGUACUGAAAUGCUGAAAAACUCCUUGAACUCUACAUCUUUUGCUGAUAGCCGUGAGCUGGGUUUUAACCUGAGAUCAAGUAUCUUCCAAGGUGGACCACUAGAAUGCCGAAGCUUGAUGAAAGAUUCCUACACCCCUGAUAUAAUUCAGAAGGCAGUCAGGGAUCCCAAUAAUUGGCAUGGAAGAAGGACUGAUGAGCUAGGGAAAUGGCAUGAGAAAAAUGCCCUAAAUCUUAAUCUGCAGAAAGCAUUGGAGGAAAAAUAUGGGAAGAAAAAGGGCAAGCCUUAGAAGAUAAAGUUUGAAGACUGGAGUAUAUUCAACUAAGAAUCUUCUUCCUCAGUCAUUUAAUAAACAUCCAUAUAAAGUACAAACCCAUUGCUUGCUAGUUGUCAACAGCAGAUUCGUUGCUGGUACUCUCUGCCCCUCUUCAUUUGGGUGUCUUUGGGGAGAGCAACGAAAGAGAAAUCUGAAGGUGAAUGCAAAAAUGGCUUUGUUGGUCACUGGUAGGGUGGGCCUGAGCAGUGCGUGAGGCGCACACCCUUGCAGAGGGGUGUGGUGGUGAGAGGAGGCCAGAAAUUCCUCCAGUCAGCACGUAAGGCAGAGACCUGUGAGCGGUGUAAGAGGAGGGGGAGCGCAUGUGUGUGCACGCGUGUGUGCGCGCAUGUGUGCACGCGUGUUUGCCAGAAGAUUUGAUACGUCGACCGCUGCCCCAGCAGUCCAGAGAGAAGCACAGAGGGUGUGCGGGCAACGAACCAAGGCUGCCCGAGGACCUGAGUGCUGCCUACCUCUCUCCCCACACAGAAGGCUGUAAAACUCCCACAGAGGGGAGCUCCAGUGCUCUGUGUGCAUAGCAGCUGGACACAUCAAGCGAAGAACCAGCUCCCUGUUGACGCUUCUGAGGUGAAUUCAGGCUCUCUUGUCAGAAAGGCACCAAAUAACACAGGCGCAACUCCGUCUGAUAGGCACCAGAUGCCUACAUGGUGUAGGAAAGGAGGGUUCUCUGCUCACCACUCUACUGCUGCUGCUGUAUCUGUCACAUGGAGGAUUUCAGGGAACACUCUUACCCUGGCAGGGAGCAACAGCAAUGUGCGAAAACAAACAAAAGCUCAUCUGAGAAGAGGAGGCAUCAGGGCAUUGACUAAAGCCCACACUAUUUGCAGGCCAUGCCAAUGCAAAAAAUUCUGAGUUUAUCCCACCUAAAACAGGAAAUCUUCAGGAAGCCCCAGGAGUUCUUCAAUCUGCAGAUCACCCCACAGUGUGAAUGGACCCUUACUGAAGCUCUCAUAAACCCUACUCCCCCCUCUCAGGCCUUUCCCUAACUCAAAUAUAAACGUCUCAGAGAGAAGCACAUGCAUCCACCGUACAGUCUGCACAAUCUGAAGUGCAGAGAGUGUAACUGGACAGUACCCAAGGAACCCCCAAGGGUUUGAAUGAUGCAGGAGAUGCAGUGUCUUUAGGACUUCCUGAUGUGUUUUUCUCACUGUAUUUAAUGGCUCUUACUGCAGGAUCCUGCCUUCCAGCUCCAAAGUGUAGCAGUUUGGUGCAGCAGUCACGAAGUAGGUGUCUGGGAAUAGCCAUGACCUGAUGUUUCCCAUCUGGUCCCAGGCUUUCAACAUUUUAAAAGACUGAUGCUUUGCUCCGGGAUACGAACUGUUUUGGGGCAGAAUUGUUACUUCACCCUCCAUCAUCUGGGGAUUAGCUAACAAUAUGCUGACUUCAUAAAAGUAGUGAGGGAAGUUAAAAUGUAACUAGUGAUAAUCAAGUGAUAAUAAUUUUUCACCACCAAUAAUUAACCAUUUGGAAUUCUGAUGUUUCCAGGCACAUGUCCAAGCCUUUCAGAUUAAGGAGACUGGCCAAAUGGCAGCUUGUAGAAACAUCCCUGUGGGUUUUCCUUGUACAUCAGAACCAAGUGGCUCCUGUCCGAGCACACAUCACUCCAGCUUCAGCUGAACAGCCCAGCUCUGUAGGAACACCCUACAGAGUGUCACAUCCAGCACUGAUGACCGGCAUGACCAGGUACAUAAUAAAUGCUGUCUUCUGAGGCCGCAGCAGGUCCUAAUCCAGAAAACAUGGAGCUGAACAGAAAUCUACAGGCAUCGUUUGGCAUACUGGAGGCAGGCCAUUCAGGGCAGAGUUAACUAACAAAACACAACAUGGGCUGGAUCAGCACACAGAUUUACAGAGCUGUCUCUAAUAGACAUGAGAAAUAGGCACGAGGGCAGGCAGACUGCAGGGUUAUGGUACAGCUUGGAGCAAAUGCCCUUUGCUACCCAUGAAAGGCUCAUGAAGAGACUAGGUCAGAAGAGAAACAGACUGAAAGGUCUCGGUGCACCAAUACACUCGGCCACAAGCUGUGGUGUUUGCCUCCUGCAGUGGAGUAAAGUCACUUUGUGCAGUUUUCCAAAAUAAAAUAUUUUUAUAAGCACUUAAAGAGUACAAAGUAGUUGGCAUUGUGUGAUGUACUCAAAGGGGUGACAGCUGAUACCGAGUAAACAUACAUGUGGCAAUAUCCUUUCAUCUUCUUUGCUUUGCCAAAUGUUACAGCUCAGCCAGGGGCAAACACUUUCUGAUGGGUGACACACGGAAAGCUGCAGAGAUUGACAGCUUUCAGUGAGACAGAGCAGACACCGGGAGCAAUCAAUACCUGAAGCCUCUGAGUGCUGAACAGAUUAGUUUAGCCAGAACCUUGGCAAGGAGCAUUACCCUGUGUGGCACUAUGUGUUGACUAGAGUGCUCUGGGUACCCAAACAUCAUACUUAAAGCCGGCUUUGGUAUCUCCAAGUAGCAUGUCAGCUUCAGUUAGGCAAGAACAGGGCUGAAAUAAGUGCUCACUGCAGCUGAAAUCUACCUUUUACCCAUUCCUCUGCUCUCAGCAGUUCAUUGCUUUUUGCUUGUUUUGUGCUGGUGCUGACACUUCCCUGCCCACACUCUGAACUGAUUCAACUUGAUAAACCAGCAGAAGAUCAAUACAGAAGAAAAAAAGCAAAGUUAACAGGUUAACAAAUUAAAUUUUCUAAGCAAAGGACCUUGUUGCAGGCAAGGCAAUGAGUGAUGGGGUAUGCAGAUGUUGGGGUUGAAGAGUGCCUUUUUUAUGCAAUGAGAAAUUAGUUGGCCUCUGCUAUGUUGUCUCCCUGAAGUGAGUAUGUUACAACAUAGCUAGCCUGUAUUUAUGUGAUGUUACAAGGUCUGAUCAUUGGGUGGCAGCUCUGAGCUGUUUUUA
Molecule: messenger RNA, 5909 nt
Organism: Tyto alba (common barn owl)
Lineage: Eukaryota; Metazoa; Chordata; Aves; Strigiformes; Tytonidae
Gene: CIMIP4
Product: testis expressed 33
Exons: 6
Coding region: 1949-2977 (342 amino acids)
Source: RefSeq, a predicted model, not a curated record